AUUGAAAUUGUAUCCGGUAAGAUUUAUUUAGGUUAUUCUAUUCUAAAAAAAAAAAAGAAAAAGAAAGAGAAGUUCCAAUCACGUUCUUCCAAAUUUCGUAGGCACGCACCGCGCGGGUUUACCAUGUGAGAUGAUCCCGGCUCCCUCUGAUCGAGCGUGCCUUUUUUACUUCACCGCUUCGCACGCGACACGCUCUCCUCUCCGAUAUUUUCCGGCCACUCUCUCCAUCUUUCUGGUCACGCGUCGAACACCACGAUGCUGUCGCUCGCCCGAAAGCUCUCAACUCGAAGGCCAACCAAGCUUGCCCUGCACCCUUUCUAUUUCAUCUCUCCACCCUCAGGCUCUCAGUCAAACCACACCUCCUCUUCCUCUCCUCCCCCACCGUCACCACCCCAUAAACCCCACCAGAACCCUCCUCUCCUCGCCAUCCUCCGUCCCUUCUCCUCCUCCUCCCCCCAGCCUCCAACCGCAUCCUCCCAUACCCUACCUCCCCUCUCCGCCCUCCGCGGCGGCUGCUACGACGAGGACUCCGGUGACCCCCCUCCUCCCCCGCUCCCCCUCUGCCCCGGCUGCGGGGUGCACAUGCAGGACUCCGACCCCUCCCUUCCGGGCUACUUCUCCCGACCUUCCCCCAAAUCCCCCGACUACCACGCCCCUCUCGACCGCCGCCGCCUUCUCGCCCCCGACGACCCCCACACAUCCAUCUCCCUUAAAUCCGGCCUCCUUCCCCUCCAACAGGACAACCCCAUCUCGCCGGAACCAAACCCUAGCCCGGAAACGAAGCCCCUCGUCUGCGCUCGAUGCCAUUCCCUUCGCCACUACGGCCGCGUCAAGCACCCCGCUGCGGAGAACCUCCUCCCGGAUUUCGAUUUCGACCGCAUGGUCGGCCCCAAGAUGGUCUCCCCCUCCGGCCCCCGCUCCGUCGUCCUCGUGGUCGUCGACGCCGCCGACUUCGACGGCUCUUUUCCCCGCAAGGUCGCCCGCCUCGUCUCCGCCUCCAUCGACCAGAACUCGCGGGCAUGGAAGGAGGGGAAGCCCGCCAACGUGCCCCGGGUUGUGCUCGUGGCUACCAAGAUCGACGUGCUGCCCUCCUCGGUAUCGCCGGAGACGCUUGACGACUGGGUCCGGAAGAGGGCCCGGGUGGGGGGAGCCAACAAGCUGGCCGGGGUGCAUUUGGUGAGCGCGGUGAGGAAUUGGGGGUUGAGGAAUCUGGUGGACCAUGUGGCGGAGCUGGCCGGUAGCCGGGGGAAUGUGUGGGCCGUCGGGGCUCAGAAUGCCGGCAAGUCUACAUUGAUCAAUGCGAUGGGUAGGUGUGUUGGGGGUAAAUUGAGCCACUUGACGGAGGCUCCUGUUCCGGGAACUACGCUGGGGAUCGUGAGGGUGGAGGGGGUUCUUAGCGGGCAGGCAAAGCUGUUUGACACGCCGGGGAUUUUGCAUCCAUACCAGAUUAUAACGAGGUUGACGAGGGAGGAGCAGAAGCUGGUGCAUAUAAGCAAAGAAAUGAGACCAAGAACUUACCGAAUCAUGGUGGGUCAUUCUGUACAUCUUGGUGGGCUCAUGAGGCUAGAUGUCGAGGAAUCAUCAGUAGAGACUAUUUAUGUCACAGUAUGGGCAUCGCCACUUCUUCCGCUUCACAUGGGGAAGACAGAGAAUGCAUCUGCAAUGAUAGAAGAUCACUUUGGUCGACAACUCCAGCCACCUAUUGGUGAGAGACGGGCCAGUGAACUUGGAAAGUGGGUGAGAAAGGAGUUUAAUGUUAAAGGGCACAGUUGGGAUGCGAGUUCUGUUGAUAUAGCAGCUGCUGGUCUUGGUUGGUUUGCCAUUGGACUGAAGGGAGAGGCCGUUUUAGGUGUGUGGACAUAUGAUGGGAUUGAUGUUGUAUCCCGUGACUCAUUGAUCUCUAAAAGAGCACUGAUCUUUGAAGAAGCAGGAUUUACGGUUUCGAAGAUUGUUUCUCAGGCUGACAGUGUGCGAAAUAAGCUGAAACACAACAAAGCUGAGAAGAAAAAGCAUGCUAAUAAAGUGGGACCUGCAAAUGACUCAUCAUCCGUAUGUGAAGCAGCUAUGGGUGCUUAAUUGUCGUUUAGCAGUAGAGUUAUAGAAUGAUAGUUGGAUAAACAAACAGCUGCCCAUUUAUCUUAAGGAAGUUUUGCUGAAUCUGAUGGUGGGAUCAUAAGAGAGGAAUUCGCUUAUGAUCAUCGGUAUUGGUUUUUGAAGUGAAGAGGUUGAAUAGAUGAAUACGUUUCUUGUAACUCAUCAAAAUAUAUCAGCAUUAAAUAUUCGUUGUAAGCCUUUUGAUAUCUUCCAUAUCUAUCCAUGUUGUAUAGGAACAUUAAUUUAUAAGAAAUUUCCUAGAGUUAAGAAUGAAUAAGACCCUUUUUUUUCAGAAUA
Molecule: messenger RNA, 2391 nt
Organism: Phoenix dactylifera (date palm)
Lineage: Eukaryota; Viridiplantae; Streptophyta; Magnoliopsida; Arecales; Arecaceae
Product: P-loop containing nucleoside triphosphate hydrolases superfamily protein
Cellular component (GO): mitochondrion
Molecular function (GO): GTP binding
Source: RefSeq, a predicted model, not a curated record